AUGUCACAAAACAAAGUAGAGGAUGUGUACAUGAUGGAGAGCAACAGUAGAAUUCAAACAAGAAGAACAAGCAGGUCAGCUCGCUCUGCAUCGCCCGUCAUGGAGGAAGAUGUCGCUUCUCCUGUAUCCUCUGAUGAGCUUAAUCCAAACAUUGGCAGCCAAGUAACUAGCAACAGCCUCGCCUCCAAUGGCGGUCGUGUUACGCGGUCUCAAUCUGUGGAAAGCAGUGGCUAUGAAACUACCGAUUCAAGAAAGAGAAAGAGAAAAGCAAAGAGCAGCAACCAGAGCAGCAACAAAAAGAGAGUAGGUAGUGCCAGCAGCGAUGCGUACUCGAAAGCAACUCCUCCUCUUCCAGCAUCGGCAUCAGCAACACCCGCAACACCAGCAGCAGCCAUGUCCUCAUCAUCCACACCUCCCAUGAAUUCAAAUGUGCAAAAUGGCAGUAAUUUAAAUGGAGACGGCGAACGUGAAACAAGAAAUACCGCCCAAAGGAUUUCCAAAGAAGCGAGAGAAGCCAAGAAAGCACAAAGAGAUAUCAUCAUCAAAGAAAGAUUAACUGAAUUGGACAAGCUUGAAAAGGCUGUCAAGGAUGGAUCACACUCUGAAUACCACAGGCUAUUGAGCGACAUUGAGUCCAAGAGAACAAAGAUGCUGAGCGUAGCGGAAAUGCGUCGAUCCCUUGCUGAGGGUAAUGUCAACAACUUUUUCAAUUCCCAGAAAUAUGCUGCAUAUUCGCAAUACUAUUGGGACAAGUUAGCCCUCCGACGAUCCAUGAUACAGCAUGUGCAACACAAAAUCAACACAUUGGAACAGGAAUACUACUCAAAUCAUGUCCAAAGAUUAACAGAGGACGACGCUGAAAACGAUAUCGAAUGGGCAAAACAAGAUCCCACUGCUGACGAGCCCAUCUAUGCUGCUUCCUAUCAGCAACAACAAUACCCCAACAAGCAACACCAAUCAUCUCCACCUCCACCUCCUUCUAGCUCUUAUUUUCGACAUGACACACCGCCUACCACAUCGACUCGUGAUUCUCCACCUCUGGAUACGUUGGCAUCGCUGGCCGAUCGUCAACAUCAAAAGGACUUUAAAGAAGAGCCUACUGAAAAGUCCUUUACCUUACCACCAUUAAACCCAUGGCGAUACAAUCAGAGACCACCAUUGCCUACUUGA
Messenger RNA from Mucor velutinosus, 1170 nucleotides. RefSeq lists its product as uncharacterized. The record is from RefSeq and is a predicted model, not a curated record. Lineage: Eukaryota; Fungi; Mucoromycota; Mucoromycetes; Mucorales; Mucoraceae. The transcript is spliced from 4 exons. Bases 1 to 1170 code for a protein of 389 amino acids.